UUUCAGUUUAAAUUGAUCGUGAAAAAUCCAGAAAAACCUGUUGCAUCUGGACUUCAAGUUACAGCUUUUGUAGAAUAUUAUCCUGAGAGUGAAGAAGAUCUUGAAGACAGACUACUUCUUUUAGUAGAAGAUGACAUGGUUGAUAUCCCUGUGCUUGGAUUAAUUCCAUGUUGUUAUCUGGAAACUGAGUUGGAGAUUAAUUUUGGUACAGUGAUUGCAAACAGUAAAAUAAUUAGUAAAGAAAUUAGUAUUUCUAACCAUGGAUCAUCUUCAGGUACAUUUAAAAUAUCAUAUGAUGGGGUUGUCUUGCUUAACAUAGAACCUACCAGUGGAGUGGUAGAGCCGAAUUCUGUAAAGAUGGUUAAAGUGGAUAUCUGCACAGAUGUACCCAGAAUCAUCAAGGAAGUGAUAAAAGUGGAGUUGGAAGGUCAUGGCUGCACUGAAGUAUGGAUCAAAGCUGUUGUGGUUGAACAAGUUCUUAAAGUUCUAGGAGUGUCGUGUGGAAAUAUAUUGGAAUGCAUUAACUUUGGACCAGUUUACUUUGGAUCUUCAAAGACUGAACAAAUAUCUUUAUACAAUGAAAGUCCUGAGUGUGUGGACUGGGUAGCAGUGCUGCAAGACAAUGCCAUUGGAGGAGAGAUGGGGACAGAUCUUCAGAGGAGUGCAGAUGCCGCUUUACAAGACUUAAGCUUCAAAAAUAGAACAAGAGAUGUAGAUGCUUCCACCUUGAUCUUGUGCAUCCCUAAUCAAGGAACCUUGCUACCUUAUGAGAAAUCUUUGGUCACAUUGUGCUUUAGUCCAAAAAAAAUUAAAAGGGACUUUGGAGUGAAUGACUCAUCACAGAAACAAGAUUACGUACUAUUUCUGAGAUUUGAAACUGUUGGGAAUAAAAAUGGCUAUCUGCAAGCCCUCAGUGAUGGUGCCACAGCAAUCACAAUGAAUCAUCCUCGUCACAUGGAGUUAGCUUUGACAGGGUCUGGGCUUCCUGUCAUGUUAACUUUUAAUCCAGGACCAGUUAUUAAGUUUAUGGACUGUUUCCUGGGUGAACAACCACAAGUCCUGUGCACACUCAAAAAUGAAUCAGAAUACCUUUCAGUAACAUUCAGCUUCCGCAAGACUGCUCACUUUAAUAUUUCUCCUGAAAAAGGAAAAAUUAAAAAAAAAUCUGUAAAGGAUGUGAUAUUUUCAUUUUCUCCACAUCAAUUAGGAAUAUUUAAAGUGAAGCAAGUUGUGGAUAUCAUUGGUACAGGACUAGAGAAAAAUAAUUUACAGGUUUUGAAGACAAAAUCCUUUCACCAAAUAUAUUUGAGCUUUAUUGGUGUAUGCAAAUCUAAACGAAAAAAAAUUCUAUUCAAAAUUAAUCCUGGUAUAACACCAAUGAUUUCCAAUGCAACCGGACAGUUUGUAGCUGAUGGCACAGGACAGUGCACUGAUACAGCACCUGUGGCAAUACUUAAAUCAACCCACACACAAAUUCAUACUCAUUGGAUAAACAGGAACUGUGAGGAUGAUGCACUUAUAGCUUUUCCUAAUGACCGCGCAGCCAGCAUUAGACCUAGUGAAUGGAAUAAAAAGUACAGGACUAUUUUCACAAAGACUGAGAGAUAUAAUUAUAUAGAUCCAGAGUUUUCUUAUACUGACUGUGAACGACUGUCAAAAGAAGCACAUAAGGAAUACUACGCAGACUUCAUUUCUAGUUUAAGACAGCAUCGUUUACAGAAAGAUGCUGCUAGGCCGUUUUAUAUUUAUAAUAAUUCUGUGAACAUAGGCCUUAAACCAGCUGAAGGUCUUAUGUCACCAAAGAUCUCAAUCACAGAUUUUCACAAGGAGAAGCUACAGUUCAAAAUGCUUCCUUUAGAUGAGAAUUGCCUAUUAACUAGUCGAAAAUUGGCAGCAAUUGGUUCUAAAUCUUCAAUCAAAGAAAUUUGGAAUGGGCUUAGUGCUAUGCCAUCUUCUACCCAAGAGAAAGAAGACUGUAGUUUAACAUUGACAUCCAAGCAGCUUCAUCAAAUAUUCAUUGGUCCUUCUACUAUGGAUUUUGGUGAUGUUUGUGUGUAUUCUACAACAGCCAGAAAACUGCACAUCAUCAAUAACUUGUUAGUUCAUAUAUGGAUACAAAUUGAGAUUGAAAUUGAUGAAUUACAGCAGACGAGUCCAUUGUCUCAGGUGGUGCCUCCUCUUACAAAGACCCAUAUUCCUGUUGUAUUUGAGACAAGUACUCUUGGAAUGUUUAAAAGAUCUUUCACUUACACAAUAAACAACCAACACCUUGGGCAUGUGCUGGUAGUUGCAAAAGCAGUGUCUGUUGAACUUGAGCUGUCUGCAAGGGAAGUGAUUUUAAAUCCCAUUCCUGGCUACCUAGCAGAGACAGAAUUUAGAACAACUGUCAGGGUAUACAAUCCCAGAAACCAUCCUGCUGAGUUUACUUGGAAACCUAUAAUUACAGAAAGAGGAACUGCAUUUUCUAUACAACCAGCCAAAGGCUUUGUAGAGGCUUAUAGAGAUCUGGAGUGUGAAGUUGUUUGGCAUCCAGGAUUCAACUCUCCAGAAGCAGGAGAAUUCAACUUGUGUGUGCGUAAAGGAAACACAAUUAAGUUGAAAUGUUUUGCAAAGCUUGGUACUACUAAAGUUCAGUUUAUGGAACAAAGGAUACCCUUCAGUCAUAGUCCAAUGGGUUUAUCUACUUGUAAGACAGCCAUUCUUCAAAACAUAGGUUCCAAUCAUGCAUACUUCCAAGUUCUUGAUUCAAACCCGCUGCCUGGAAUGAUGAUCACCCCUUCUGAAGGAGUUGUACCUGUGGGAGGCCAUGCUGAUCUCAAAAUCUGUUUCACUCCGAAUGUAAAAAUGAGUUUUGAUACAAGAGUGGAG
This is a messenger RNA of Balearica regulorum gibbericeps (East African grey crowned-crane), 2868 nucleotides long. The record is from RefSeq and is a predicted model, not a curated record. Lineage: Eukaryota; Metazoa; Chordata; Aves; Gruiformes; Gruidae.